Pomacea canaliculata is the source of this 3196-nucleotide messenger RNA. Its product is annotated as monocarboxylate transporter 13-like. Gene Ontology annotation, biological process: transmembrane transport. The record is from RefSeq and is a predicted model, not a curated record. Lineage: Eukaryota; Metazoa; Mollusca; Gastropoda; Architaenioglossa; Ampullariidae. Gene Ontology annotation, molecular function: monocarboxylic acid transmembrane transporter activity. The transcript is spliced from 5 exons. Bases 1797 to 2627 code for a protein of 276 amino acids.
GAUUAGUGUAAGAUGCUGAGUGAAGAGUUGGGUACAUCGGGUGAGUGCAUGAUUUUGACCCCCGCUGAAGUGUUACCCGAUAAUCACGAUUAAUACUUGCUCUACGAACCUGCGACUUCCCAGCUGUUGGCCGUGUACCGUCGCUGGUCGCACAGGUGUCAGUCUUCAUCAUCCACAGAUGUCGGGUAUCUUAUUCUGCUCGAGGACGCAAGACUACACUUUGUGUUUUUUUGGCAUGAAACUACCUGUACACACCUGAGCAUCUGAAAGGUCCAUAUUCAGAGAGCAGGUAUCACGUCAGCUGACACUGGAACCUAUUUAUGACACGUGCGGUCAGUACUAAGAGAUUAAGGGUCACAGCAGUGCGCUUAUAGUGAAGGACGAAACUGGGAACCAUAGAUGUUGAUGAGAACAUCGUGAUUGUUAGAAAGACUGUUGUGUCCUUCUCUGAGACAUAUUUUCUUCUGCUGUUAAGAAAUCUAGAGACAAGUUCCUUGCAACUGAAGGCGAAGGCUUUACGUGGUAUUCUCGUGAUUGUCCUCCGUACACGGUGUCAGCUACAGCUGCUGUGUGUGACAGUGAUGUCCGAUCAGAGACUGAAGGGGACCAAAAUGGCAAGGACUGGGGACCACUGCUGUCAGAAAGUCCACAGACCGUGAAAGAUGAAGGACAGUUGGCGCCUCAGAGCUCUGGAACAGUAGAGAAAACUCAUGAGGCGACAUCAAGGGAGGUCACCAAAGGUGAUGGCGUGCCAUAUGACCGGGGAUGGGCAUGGAUGAUCGUUCUUGGGACGUUCAUCAACAUUACCAUUGUCACUGGUUAUUUAAGGUCUACUGGAAUCAUCUUCGUUGAGCUGCUUGAGUCAUUUCGGGGCGCCUGCAUCCAAGACGUCACUCAUCUUUGGCAUCAGAUCCGCAGUCUUCAGCAUAAGUGGACUUUAUGUUAUGAAUGCUGUGGUUGGUCGCAUUGGCUCAAGAAAAACUGUUAUCAUUGGCUCCUUCUGCGUUACUUUGAGUUUAAUUCUGUCUUCCAUUGCUGGGAUCUCAUCACCCUCAUUUGCGUGCAAUCUAUUCUUUUUGGUGUAGGACUAGCCAUGCAAGCUCACCUGGUGAGGUUCUCGUAGGGGCCUACUUCAAACGCCGCCGCUCCCUAGCUCUCGCCAUCGGCAAGUGCGGAGGUAGCGUGGGCAGUUUUGCCAUCCCUCCCUUGGUCGUGUACCUCUUGCAGGAGUACGGUCUCCGAGGCACCCUCCUCGUGUAUGGAGCUAUUUGCUUUCAUUCGCUUGCUGCGGCUUUUCUCCUAAGACCUACUUCAUUCUACAAGAAGCUCCACCAGCGGCGAGGCAGAGAAGCCAUUGGAGUAAAAGAAGCCGAACUCGAUGUUACUGGUUCUGUGGAAGGAGAUAAUACAGGCUUAACGAAAUGCGUCGUCAACCAUAUCAGGGACGACCGCCGAGAAGUGGUCCAAGUCAACCAAAGAGCUGGAGAAACGUCUGCAAGUAGCAACACUUCCAGCAUCGUGACUUCUCCUGAAACCAGCUUUGACGGGGUGACAGCCUGCAAAGCUGAAAAAAAACAGCAAAACUGGAAAAAUUAGAGACCUAGCUGGUCUGGCUAAAAGUCUCCCUGAAAUUCAAGUCUUACAUCGAGGGAAAGAACAAUUUGUGUCUACCUCCCGAAAGCGAACGUUUUCGGAGCCGACUAAAGUGGACACAGCUGCGCAAAAGCAAACGAGAGAUUUGAAAAGGUGGCAUCAUUGAGAAAGCCAGCGAAUCCACCAUAGCUAAAUACAUCUCCAUGCCAAGUUUAGAAUUUGGUUCCAUGACUGUUAUAGACCUCCGUGACACGAUGGCCAACUAUACAGUACAUGAAAAGCCAGAGAAAGAUGCUGAAGAGGAAGAAAGCUUCAUAGUAGGGGAAUCUAGGGAAGGACUACCUCUGACCGAAGCCAAGAAUUCAGGAAGGCCGUGUCGUGCAAUGCUGCAAGUCGGCGCUGUCUGUGCUGGACUUCUCUCUUCUCCGUCGGCCCACAUUUCGCAUGCUGCUGGUGUAUUUCGCCUUUUCCCAGUGGUCAACAUCACCACAAACCUCCUUCCCGCCGUUGCCAUCGAGAAGGGAGUCGGCAAGACGGAGGCAGCCCUGUUGCUCAGCAUCACUGGCGGCCUUGACCUCGUGUGUCGACUGGGUACAGGUUUCAUCGCCGACUCGAAGAAGCUGCAUGCCUCCACGCUCAUCAUCAUCGCCUUCGUCGUCCUUAGCAUCAUGACGCAGUUCGUGCGGUUCAUGACGUCAUUCGUGCACUUCCUGGUGCUGGCAGUGGUGCACGGCCUUCUAGGAGGUGUGUCCAACGUUUUGGGAGCAAUCCUCAUCAUCGAGUACACGGGCCUGGAGAACAUGGGCAAGGGCAUUGGCUUUGCUCAGUUCGUGGUCGGCGCCAGCAUGGCCGGCGUGUACCCACUACUUGGCUACAUCCGUGACGUAACAGGCUCGUAUGACGUCCCCUAUCACGUCAUCGGGUGCGGCAUCCUGCUAGACGCGGGACUAUUGCUGUUGGUGAGAUUAGUCCACAGGUGGGAAACGCGUCAUCUGACGAAAAGGGGACAAGACACAAAGGCAGUCGUCGUUUAAGAACAAUCACAUCCCAAGUGAAUUCAACGAAUAGUGAAUUCAGCCAUGAAGAUGAGAAAAAAUGCUGUUUAGAGGACAGUAGGAUACCAAGAACGAAAAAAUAAAUAUAAAUAAAGCAAGGGUUAAAGCUAGGAAACAAUUUCAACUGUGGAUUAGCAGUUUGUGAACGAACAAAGGAGAAAGACAAAAACUUGUAACUGCCUGAGCUUCAUGUGGUCUUCGUAACUCCCGCCAUCUUGUCGGGGGGUGGGGAGAUGGGUAGGUUUGACGUCAGGCGGUAUAGUCGUAAGACUUAAAAAUAGCAUGUGAUAAAAAUAACAAAUCAGCAGUCCUCGUACUAAGCUCUCGCUCCAUCCAUUUAUUUAUUUGCUGCUGUUUAUAUCGGUUAGUGCAUACGCUCUCGUACUGGGGAAAGUACGGUCUCAGCAUUACUGUUGGUACAUUCUGUGUUUACUUUUCUAGUUUCAGCUUCUAUCCUUCCAUUUCAUGCAGGCUACCUUACAAUCAUGGCGUGAACAGCGAGUGCUUUGGAAGACUGUGAUGUAAGCUUUCCCUACUCAUAUAGAGCA